CCCACCCCCAAAUAAACAUCCCUACCACAUUAAACACCACCGACCCCAAAUAAACACCCAAUCCUCAAUAAACACCACCCCAAAUAAACACCCCCACCCCAUUAAACACCCUUGUCCCCACUAAGUACUUCCACUUCCAUUAAACGCUCCCAGGACAGGGACAGUACGGGAUUAGAUACAGAGUAAAACUCUCUCCACAGUCCCCAUCGAACACUCCCAGGACAGGAAUGGCAUGGGGUUAGGUACAGAGUAAAGCUCUCUCUACACUAUCCUCAGUAAACACCCGCUGGAUAGGGGCCAAAACAAUAUUAGAUAUGGAGUAAAGCUCUUUCUACAUUGUUUUUAUAAAACGCUCCCAGGAUAGGGACAGUAUGGGGUUAGAAACAGACUAAAUCUCCCACUACACCGAAAUUUGUUUUGAUUUUUUAAACUGUUUAAACAAGUCAUAUCUCAUUGGUCUUUGUGGGAUCUUACAGAGUGGAUAUUAGCACAUAUUCUGCAUUGCAACAUUUAAAUAUGUUAUUGCUUAUAAUUUGCCAGGAGGUAGCCAUAAUGGUGCUAUAUUAUUGCAAGUCUUGUUUAUUAUCUUUCACUCUGUUGUACAGCCACUAUUCACGCAAUAAUCCUUCUAAACCUGUUUACUUUGGUAUAGACCUAUGCUGACCCGUCCCGGAGGCUGGAACUGCACUUCCGCCCAAAUGACCCUUACUGCCACCCAGUGUGUGCAAACCGUUUCCCGUCAACCAGCAUGCUGCUCAGGGUAAAGAGGAGGUGGAGAAAAAUGACAGCAGGAACAUCUCCUGUGGAGGAAGGCAGAGGAGAGGAGGUUAAAUACGAAAUGGAAAUCCUUGGACUUAUUGGGACCACUUAUAAAUUCCAGGGAAUGUCCGAUUUCCAGUUUCUGGUCAUGCACACUACAGCAAGUGGCUCGCAAGUGUCCAUGUAUGACAAGGUCAUUCUCCGUAAGCCUGAACACAGAGAGUUUUUUGACCAGGAUUUGCCACUUUACAUUCCUCCACCGAUAUUUUCCCGUGUGGAUAACCCUGUGGAUUAUUACUACCGGCCAGAAGUCCAGCACAGAGAUGGUUACCAUCCUCCAAAACUAUCCAACGAGAACCUGAUUGGCCUGGGGCGAGCUCGCCGUCCUCACAAUGCCAUAUUUGUGAAUUUUGAUGAUCCAGAGGUGCCAUCCCAGCCUCUUGAAGCUGCUGUUCAGAACUGGAGGAAAUUCAACACACAGACCACAGACCGGAAAGCUGAAGAGGAGCUGAAGAGGCUCUUCGAAAUCCGACCCAUCUGGUCCCGAAAUGCUGUGAAGUCGAAUAUUGACAUUCACCCAGACAAACUGAAGCUGCUUCUGCCUUUUGUGGCCUAUUACAUGCUUACAGGGCCCUGGCGGAGUCUCUGGGUCAGGUUCGGGUACGAUCCACGAAAAGAUCCCAAAGCGAAGAUUUACCAGGUGUUGGAUUUCAGGCUUCGAUGCAGCACCAAGCAUGGUUAUAUGCCCUCAGACAUGCCAGUGAAGGCAAAGCGCAGUACGUUUAAUUACAGCCUCCCCAUCACCAUCAGCAAACCAGCCCCUCAGGUUGUGAGUAUUCAAGAUCUGGGAAAAGCUUCAGUAGUUCCCAAUGUCCCACAGAAGAAGAAACUCACAACAUCUGGAUACAAGCUCAAACAAUCAGUUUACAUAUUCCAGGAGGACACUCUACCACCUUAUCGACAGAUGUUUUACCAGUUGUGUGACCUGGAUGCAGACAGUUUAAGAAAAAUAAUUCAUCGCAAUGAAGGCAAAGAGACGACAUGUACUGAGCGAGAUGGGUGGUGUCUGCCGAAAACCAACGAUGAGCUCCGGGACCAGAUGUCUAACAUGAUUAAAGAAGUCUGGCACAAGAACAAAGCAGUUUCACACUCUUCAAGAAAGAAGCCAUUGGUCACACAGGGGAGAGAAGAUUCUGAAUCUGCUGAGGAUGAGGAAGAUGAAGAGGAAGAGUAUCCACCAUCAGAAGGAAGUGAAAAUGAAAUGGAGACUGAAAUUCUUGAUUACCUGUGAUUUGAGUGACCAUGAGCUGUUGUUGGUGACGUGGAGGGAGAGUGGAGUGGUGGUGAAUCUGGUAGACAGACUUCAAAUUGUCCUCCUUUCCUGAAGGAGGAUGGUGCAUUUCUAUAGCCACGGCAUACAGCAGUCUGGGACUCCUGCAGUCGUGAAACCGGUGGGAAGAGAAACUGCUGAUCAUGUUGGUUACUGGUGUUCAGCCAACAAAUUCACGUACUUCCAGUUUGCCUUUCAGCCAGCACCUUGGUACGGUUGUACCAGUGACUGGGGAAUGGGGACUUGGGCUCCCUGUGCUGACUUGCAGCCUCAUCUGUCUCUCUGUUACAUUCACAGAGAGGGUUUGUGGUUUGUUUGACUCAGUGGUGCAACAGUUUAUCAGACUUUUCCCAGAUGCAUUAUGGGGUGUCAAAUAGGUCCUGUAUCCAUGGUGUGAUGGGACAGCACAUAGUGUUAGUGGUGAUGAACUACAGGUUAUUAACCUCUGUCUGGUUAUUAUUGUCUGAAUCUUCCCGCAUUGAGUUCCUGUUCCCUUCCUGUUCCUCUUCUGCAAUCAACCUCCGGUACACCAGAAAUAGCCUCCAGCUGAUGUCCAUAGUCUUGGUUCCAGUAUUUCUGAUGUAGUUAGAUGGGGAGGCCUCUACUAUUGGCAUACGUCACAUGUCUGUUCUGCAACAGACAGGGCUAGCCAGUGAACUCCAGUAGGAAUCACUCUAGCUUCCCAUUUCCUCAGCCUGGACUCAAUUCAAACCCAGAUCCCAGAGGGGAUGGAAUGGUGAAUUCCCAGGCCAGAGGGGUUUUUACCAUCAGGUUAUUGCUCUCGGGGAACCAUUUCCAUUAAACCUCUUUUCACCCAUAACCUCUUAAAGGAUGGUAUUUAAACAUUGUUUUCUGUUGUUAAAUAUACUUUGAAGUUUGUCUUCCAAACAGUGCUGUGAUUAUAUUUGCAUUUGGGGCGGAGUGGGGGAGGUGUGUCUACCGGGUGAUGAGAGAUUUACAAACUGUCUCUCCCACAUUGUCCUAGUGCUGGGACCUGGCAGAGAAUUAUCUAUCAGAGCAUGCAAUAACAGCUAAACCUAGGCACCUAGAUUGUUGCCUGUGGUAAUGCUGCAAACCAGUAGGUGGGACAGUCCUGGAAAAUUUCUCCGUCCCCUUUGCAGUGUUCACUUGUUAUAACUCCAGUAAUGCCCCUGUUCGUACCUGACAUUCCACUGGUCUUGGCUUUGCAAACCUUAAGCUCCCUGACUCUGUUGCUGAAAGAGAUUGGGUUCAAAUACAUCAAAGUGAUGGGCAGGAAAACAUAAACUGGUCCAUCAGCCUGCCCAAUGUUCAUGGUAAAAACCAAAAGAACUGCGGAUGCUGUAAAUCAGGAACAAAAACAAAGUUGCUGGAAAAGCUCAGCAGGUCUGACAGCAUCUGUGAAGGAGAAAACAGAGUUAACGUUUCGGGUCCGGUGACCCUUCCUCAGAACCUGAACUUUGAAGUGAUUGAUGUAAGGUUAGCCUUGACCUUGACUUGUGAUUGCAUCUUUGUUCCUGCAUCUGGACUGACCGGGUCUGUUGCUGAGUGUGUCAGGACAAGAUUACAGUACUGUCUGAGAAGCAUAUGGGCUGGUCCUGCAGUAGGGCUUUAAGUGCCAAUAUAAUAAGGAUAUGUUUGUAACUCUUGGGAGGUGGGGUGAGGGGGAAGCUGAAUGGGUAAGUGGUGUGAUCUGGGAGUGGACAGGUGCAAAAUUAACUCACGUGAUGGGAGGGGAGAUACAUUCCCAUCAAAUUUAUAUUAAUUCUGACGUUCUUCCAUCGCCUCCCCUGUAAGUGGCAAAUGUAAUCUGAGGGCACCUGACAACUGAAGAUAAAUAGGGAAUAUGUGAGCAGCAGGUGACUGCGCCUCAGAACUCAAACUAAUCUCAAGCCUGAGAAACUCUCAGCUGUGAACACUAUUAUUUGGAUGAGUGAGAGUUAUUUGUGGAGCUGUUUACUUACAGCAGGCACAGGGUGCAGGAGCAGCGAGAUGCUUUUAUUAUACAAAGCUACGUAGCAUGACUUUCUCUUGCUGCUCUCAUGUAUUUUGAGUGUUUUUCCAAUAUCAGGUGAGAACUGUCAGCAAUACCAUCAAGAUCUGCAGCCAUAUCUACCUCAUAAACCAAACUGAAUAAAAUGAACAUGUUGUACCAA
Rhincodon typus (whale shark) is the source of this 4224-nucleotide messenger RNA. It is a transcript of the gene gtf3c5, whose product is annotated as general transcription factor IIIC, polypeptide 5. NCBI's taxonomy places the organism in Eukaryota, Metazoa, Chordata, Chondrichthyes, Orectolobiformes, Rhincodontidae. Bases 749 to 2050 code for a protein of 433 amino acids. Gene Ontology annotation, biological process: transcription initiation at RNA polymerase III promoter. The transcript has 10 exons. The record is from RefSeq and is a predicted model, not a curated record. Gene Ontology annotation, cellular component: transcription factor TFIIIC complex.